Periconia digitata is the source of this 853-nucleotide messenger RNA. Lineage: Eukaryota; Fungi; Ascomycota; Dothideomycetes; Pleosporales; Periconiaceae. The record is from the annotation of a GenBank genome assembly.
AACGUACAUACCAACGUAUGUACCUGGUACCACAGCCCACAUGAUCCCAAUGCGGCGGAGGAUGGUGAUGGGUGGCGCCCGUGCUGUGGCUGUAGCUCUCAGGUCCAAUUGAUGGCAUGAUGUUGAACGACAAUCUGCACAACCUCAUAGCUAUACCCCGAACCGCCUCUCCACUCCAAUUGCGCCCACCAUGUUCCUCCAGCGCUCUGCCUUCGCCGUCGCCCGACGAGCUGCUCCUCGCGCCAUUGCCCGCCGCACAUUUACCACCUCCUUCGUCCGCCGCGAUGCGAACCAGAACAAGGACGCCGGCCACUCCGCCUCUUCCCCUAGCGUUGUAGAGGGCUACAAGAAGCUUGAAGAUAUCAAGACCGAGGCCGAUCUUCUUCCCCCUGGUGGUGCUAGGCCCGGUACCGUGCCCACUGAUCUCGAACAAGCCACCGGUCUUGAGCGUCUCGAAAUUUUGGGAAAGAUGCAGGGUGUCGAUAUUUUCGACAUGAGGCCAUUGGAUGCUAGCCGUGUCGGCACCAUGGAGGACCCCAUCGUCGUCAACUCCGCUGGUAACGAGCAGUACGUUGGCUGCACCGGCUGCCCUGCCGACUCGCACGAGGUUCUCUGGAUUACUCUCACUCGUGAGGAGCCCGUCAGUCGCUGCAUGGAGUGCGGCUCUGCCUACAAGAUGCAUUACAUUGGCCCAGAGGACGACCCGCACGCACAUGACCACGGCCAUGGUCACCACGAGAACCCCUAUCCCAGGCCAAAGAACAUGGCUGAUUUCAUCAAGCCGGAAUACAUGCACAACUAAAGCUUUCUUGCUUAAUGCUGGAUCCAGAGCUCGAGAAAGACGGUCGUGUAU